AUGCCCGUCCUGACCCGCCGACAACGGGCCAUCUCCUGGCAGCGAUUGCCCCCAGAGAUAAGACUAAUCAUUCUGGAAGUCGUCGCGGGACCGGAUCGCGAGAGAGACAUGGUCACGACACAGGCGCGGAACCGCAACCAGGCAGCCUACGCGUCCGUGUGCCGCGAAUGGCAGGAUUAUUUCGAGCCAAUCCACUUCAACGCGCUCACGCUGUACCAGUCCGACGUGGCAGAGUUCGGCAGAAUCAUGCAGGGCCGGUGGCGUGCGAUGCUGCACUGGAUCUGGCUGCAUGUCGAGCUGCCCGAGUACGGCUGCGACCGCUGCAAGUUUGCCGAGUCGGCCGGAGAGAUAAGGGCCCACAACAUUAUCUUCACCAACGCGAUGACGCUGGAGCUGAGCGUGCAUUCGCCGAGCGACGCAGAGCACUUCUGCAAGGACCUGAGGAGCCGGCUGCACGACAAGGCUCUGGGGCGGACCCGACUAAAUCGUAUCAAGUUCCAUCGAGACCUGCCCCAUGGUUGGUUCAAGGGACCAACGGUAUUCCGGCCGUCAGAGGGCGCCAAAGAGAGACUCUUUGGGCCUACUUGCGGCCUUAAGUUCAACUUGAGUGCAUUGUCAGCGCGAAAAAUGGAACCAGGACUGCCUAAAAACAGCCUCGUUCACCAGUUGAUGAUCCGAAGGCAGUUCUGCCGAGCCUUUUCUGUCCAUUCAGCGUUGAUGCCCAUCAUCGAUGCUUUGACCCAUCUCGAGAUCUUCUCAUACGAGCCGUUGCGCGGACUCGACAAGAGAGACCAACUUGCGCGGAGAAUACGUGACAAUGAACACUAUCACCUGCUCGUCGCCAAGCUUAGAUACAAGGCAAGCUUGAAAAUAGUCUCGAUGUUCGAAGAUUCCGACCCGGUGCUGCACAACCACAUCGAGACGAGGCGCAGCCCCUACCUGGGCCAAGCUCUGGCCCAAUCUAGUCUCUAA
This is a messenger RNA of Anthostomella pinea, 972 nucleotides long. Lineage: Eukaryota; Fungi; Ascomycota; Sordariomycetes; Xylariales; Xylariaceae. The record is from the annotation of a GenBank genome assembly.